This is a messenger RNA of Lodderomyces elongisporus, 1701 nucleotides long. RefSeq names its product hexokinase 1 (gene HXK1). Gene Ontology annotation, biological process: glycolytic process; glucose 6-phosphate metabolic process; carbohydrate phosphorylation. Gene Ontology annotation, cellular component: mitochondrion; cytosol. Bases 1 to 1701 code for a protein of 566 amino acids. NCBI's taxonomy places the organism in Eukaryota, Fungi, Ascomycota, Pichiomycetes, Serinales, Debaryomycetaceae. The record is from RefSeq and is a predicted model, not a curated record. The transcript has a single exon. Gene Ontology annotation, molecular function: D-glucose binding; mannokinase activity; glucokinase activity.
AUGGCACAGCAUUUAGCAUCAAGUUUCGAGGCAAACCACCCUGAUGGCUUACAAAGCCUCAAAAAGGAGGUAAAUAUUAGAAUCAACUCUCAGCAGAUCUCUGGUCUUGCAUCAUCAGAAGAGGAAGAGGAAGAUCUUAAAUCAUUGGAAUCAUCCACAGGGUUGUCACCAUCGCCUUCAUCACCAUCACCAUCACCAUCAUCAUCUUCAUUUCGCUCUCCCUCCGCUACACCAAUGUCCAGCAAUGAGUCGGGAGAGUAUCUGGAAACUUCUUCUGUAUUAGACCUGGCCGUUGCCUCCUUCACAGAGUCUUUAACAGAUAAAAAUCUUUGUCAACAAUCAGAUUUGCUUUACCACGAUUUCAAAAGUUCGCUUGCGGAAGACGCACUAGCAAUGUUGCCCAACUACAACUUGUCGCCCACGGGAGAAGAGAGUGGCCUGUACUUGGUUAUUGACUUGGGCGGAUCGACAUUAAGAGUUGCUGUUGUUGAUAUAUCUCCAGACUUGGACUUGAACAGGAAGGAACGUGUCAAGGUUGUUAUCGAGGACAAAUGGAUUAUAUCCAACGAGUACAAGAAUAUCGACCUUAAUUUCUUUAAAUUUAUUGCAUCCAAGACGAUGGAGAUUCUACUGAAACAAUCAGCUAUAGAUUCAAAGGAAUUGAUCAAAACAGGAAUCACAUGGUCUUUUCCUUUGGAGACAACAGAUUACAAUAACGGAAAUAUCCUCCAUGUAUCCAAAGGUUAUACUGUUGACCCGGAAGUGCAUGGUCAAAACUUGAAAUCUUUGCUUGAAACUACAUUUCUUGAAGAGUUUAAUGUUGAAAUCGAUGUUAGAUCAAUUUUAAAUGACUCAUUGGCUGUGUACUCUGCAGGACUAUUUUUAAACUCUACAAUGAAAUUGGCCAUGGUUUUGGGAACUGGGUUCAACUUGUGCUGCUCGUUAAACUCACACGAGCAGAAAAUGCACUCAGCAAAACUCAUUGACGACAAGAUACUAUUCAAUACCGAAUUAUCCUUUUUUGGUCAAGGGUUGGUUCCCCAUUUUAUGACAAAAUACGAUGGAAUCAUAGACAAAAGACUUGUAGAGGCAGAACAACGGUUCAAAGCAUUUUCAAAAGUUGACCCCGAGACCAAUUCAGUCUUUCAACCCAAUGAACUAACAACAAGUGGCAGGUACUUACCUGAAUUAUGUCGUUUAGUGAUUGCCGACCUUUGGAAUCAGAAGGAAAUUUUCACUACAUUUAGUGAACAAGAAAUGGAUCGACUAUUAAAUGUGUCAUACGAUGGAUUUGAAGGUGAGAUUAUGUGCAUUGUUGAUGAAUGCAAUGAUUACCAAGAGAUUAAUGCGAAAAUGUGUAAGUGCUACAAUUGGAACAAGGCGAUUCCGGAAACCGAUAUCAAGAUGCUCAAGACAAUCACAGCGGCUGUUAUUCAAAGGGCAGCGUUCAUAGUUGCAAACUCCAUAAUUGCAUUUUUCAAAUUACAGAGAGAGUUUAAUACCGAUGACCAACUUAAAGGCCACUUGAGUGUUGGGUUUGUUGGAUCAGUGUUGGUGUAUUUUCACAAUUAUAGGGACUUGGUAUUGAAGUAUGUCAAUUCCAGCCAAGAUGCGCAAAGAGAAGGUUAUACAAUAGAUUUGCAAUUGGUGGAAAAUAGCUCAAUUGUCGGUGCAGCUAUAGGUGCAGCCUACCAUUCAUGA